AUGGCAAAGCUUGCUGAGCAAGCCGAGCGGUAUGAGGAAAUGGUGGAGUUUAUGAGGGUGGUCGCCCAGUCCAAGUCCGAGGACCUCAAUUUGGAGGAGCGCAACUUGCUGUCUGUUGCCUACAAAAACGUCGUGGCGCUCGCCGGCCCAAAAAAAGAAAAGAAAAAAGAAAUGGGCCACCCCAGAUCGCAGCACUUCGUGUUGGCCAGUCGAGAUAUUGAGAGUGUGACUAGGAGGGAGGGACGCUGGGGAUUCUCAAAGGUAUACCCUUGGAAUGGCCGGAUCCAGCCUUAA
This is a messenger RNA of Emiliania huxleyi CCMP1516, 294 nucleotides long. RefSeq lists its product as hypothetical. Gene Ontology annotation, biological process: signal transduction. Gene Ontology annotation, cellular component: cytoplasm. NCBI's taxonomy places the organism in Eukaryota, Haptophyta, Isochrysidales, Noelaerhabdaceae. Bases 1 to 294 code for a protein of 97 amino acids. The transcript is spliced from 2 exons. The record is from RefSeq and is a predicted model, not a curated record.